This is a messenger RNA of Pestalotiopsis fici W106-1, 2094 nucleotides long. RefSeq lists its product as uncharacterized. Gene Ontology annotation, biological process: lipid metabolic process. The transcript is spliced from 4 exons. NCBI's taxonomy places the organism in Eukaryota, Fungi, Ascomycota, Sordariomycetes, Amphisphaeriales, Sporocadaceae. The record is from RefSeq and is a predicted model, not a curated record. Gene Ontology annotation, cellular component: cytosol. Gene Ontology annotation, molecular function: acetoacetate-CoA ligase activity. Bases 1 to 2094 code for a protein of 697 amino acids.
AUGGCGGCAACGAUACCGAGGAAGCUUUGGGAACACCCCGACCCCCAGAGCACUGAGAUGUACAAGUUUAUGCAGUCGGUUAACCAGAAGCACAAACUCAACUUGAAGACGUUCUGGGACUUGUACCAGUGGUCCAUAAACAAAAGAUCGACUUUUUGGACCGACGUCUUUGAGCGCAGCCCCAUUAUCCACACAGGCUCGAUCAAGCGUGUCGUGGAUGAGAGCAAGCUCAUUGACGAGGUUCCCAGAUGGUUCGAGGGUAUCCAGCUCAGUUUCGCCGAGAACAUUCUCUGGAGUCGCCGGCCCAUUGACCCUUCUGAUUUCCACGGCACGGCCGGAAAGGAGGAUGACAAGGUGGCGCUGACCGAGGUGAGAGAGGGCGUCAGCGAGCUGCGCGAUGUAACAUGGGCCACGCUCCGUCAGACAGCCGCGCAAUUCGCCUCGGCCCUGCACGCGGCGGGCGUCGGACGGGGCGAUCGUAUCGUCGUCGUCGGGUCCAAUAGCGUCGAGACGCUGGCCGUGUUGCUGGCGACGAGCUGGGUCGGGGCCAUUUUCAGCAGCAGCUCGACCGACAUGGGCGUGUCUGGAAUCUUGCAGCGGACGGUGCAGAUCAACCCGAGGUUCAUCUUCAUGGACGAUGCCGCGCUGUAUAAUGGUCGCCGGGUCGAUCUCCGGGACAAGAUGACUGAUAUCGAAGCUGGCAUGAAGGACUGCAAUCUUUUCAAGGGCAUGAUAUCCGUGCGGCGAUUCAAGGAGGCUCUGGAUGUAUCCAACAUUCCCCGUACCCAAAAGCUGGAUGAUUUCUUGAAGCAAGGAAGCCCCAAUCCUCCGCCCAUCGUACGCAUCAACUUUCACGAACCAGUCUUGAUUUGCUACUCCUCUGGUACCACCGGCAUACCCAAGGCGAUUGUCCAUUCGGCAGGAGGCGUCUUGAUCAACUGUUACAAGGAAGGCGUGAUUCACGAGGGCAUGAACUCAGAGUCUGUGUCAUUGCAAUAUACUACGACUGGAUGGAUUAUGUAUUUGGUCUGCAUCAUGCAAUUAUUUGCAGGCGCCAGAUCGGUGCUCUAUGACGGUUCACCUUUCCAGCCCGACUUGCAAACUUUUGUCAAGCUCGUGGGUGAUCAAAAGGUGACCAGGCUUGGUGUCAGCCCUCGGUGGAUGCAUGAGCUCGCCAAGGCUGGUAUAUCACCUCGCGAGUUGACUGACUUGUCCAAUCUCAAAAUCGUCACAUCUACCGGCAUGGUCCUGUCGGAUCAGCUGUUUGAAUGGUUUUACGAUAGUGGUUUCCCGGCGCACACUCAUCUUUUCAACAUUUCCGGAGGUACAGACAUUGCCGGCUGCUUUGGCAUAGGGAAUCAACUCAGUCCCGUCUACGUCGGAGGCACCCAGGGCCCGAGUCUCGGCACGCCCAUUGCCGUCUACGACUCCCUGCUUCCCAACGGACCGGGCAAGGAGGUCCCCGACGGCACGCCGGGAGAGCUCGUGGCGACGGCUGCCUUUCCCAACGUCCCCGUCUACCUCUGGAACGACAAGACGCCAGUGGGCGUCAAGGGGUCCAAGUUGCAUUCGGCCUACUUUGCGCGCUUUGAUCACGUCUGGGCCCACGGCGACUUCAUCGUCGUGCACCCCACCACCAAGAACAUUACUUUUCUGGGCCGCGCCGACGGCGUCCUCAACCCGAGCGGGGUCCGCUUUGGCUCGGCUGAAAUCUACGGCGUGCUGGAGAGGCACUUUUCGGACCAGAUUGUCGACUCCAUCUGCGUCGGUCAACGCAGGCCCAAGGAUAAUGACGAAAGCGUCAUGUUGUUCUUGCUCAUGCGCCCCGGACACACCUUUACAAAGGACUUGGUCGUACAGGUCAAGGAUGCGAUUCGUAAGGACCUGUCCAAGAGACAUGUGCCCAAGUAUGUUUUCGAGACCCCGGAGAUACCGACGACUGUGAAUCUGAAGAAAGUCGAACUACCUGUCAAGCAGAUUGUUUCGGGCCAUGUCAUUAAACCUAGUGGCACCUUGCUGAACCCAACGAGCCUUGACUAUUACUACCAGUUUGCGAAGGAUGAGGUUCUGAAGGCAGGCCAGGAGAAGCUAUAG